ACAAGUUAUCUGCCCCUUAUUAUGCAGCGUUGAUGAUUCCGGUGUUGUGUCGAUUCGGGGAAGAAACCACUAAACUCGUCAGUAUUUAAAGCCAUGUCACUGUGCUUUAUCAUGUUCAUUAGUGUGAUAGACCCGCAGAGUAAGUCAGGAGGGGGUCCCUAAACCAGAGCAAGGAACAAAUCGGAUCAGAAAAAGCACCAGAAAUUAUCUGCAGCAACUUCAGAUCAGUCCCGUUGUGAAGUUCAGGGGUCUUUUUUGAUACACGAAGACACUAAAAUAUGCUGCUUUACUUGAAUUAACAGAAGAAUUGAGUAAAUCAUGUACCAUACAACAAUGUUAAGUAAGUCUAGUCAGAGGCUGUGUCUAGGGUGGAGGUCAAGGUCAGUCAACAUCACAACCCUCUACCCAUCCAGUCACAUCUCAAACUUCUCCAGCGUGGCCAGAAGCAUUCCUCCAGCAUGGUCAGGUCCCACUGUGCUUCACAGUCGCUGGAGACAGCCCUGUGCCAGUUUUUCUACCUCCCCAGUGAGAGCUUCUCAACCGAUGUUCCGAUCUGACCUGAUGAAUUGUAAGCUGGUGGUCAUCAAACUUGGCAGUGCAGUCAUCACGCGGGAAGAUGAGUGCGGCUUGGCUCUCGGACGACUAGCAUCCAUUGUAGAACAGGCCUGUGAGCUGCAUGCUCUGAACAAGCAAGUCAUCAUGGUAACAAGCGGUGCCAUUGCAUUCGGAAAACAGAAGCUCCACCAGGAAAUGCUGAUGUCAAUGAGUAUGAGACAAACGCUGCACACGAGCAAGCGACAGGGAUCGUUGAUUGAACCACGCGCCUGUGCAGCGGUGGGACAGAGUGGCCUCAUGUCGCUGUACGAGGCCAUGUUUAACCAGUAUGGAGUAAAAACUGCCCAGGUUCUGAUCACCAAGCCGGACUUUUUCCACGAGGAAAGUCGUAGAAACCUGAUAGGGACGCUGAAGGAACUACUACAGCUGAGUAUUGUGCCAAUCCUCAACACAAAUGAUGCCGUCGCCCCGCCCCCUCAGAUCGACAAGGAUCUACAAGGGGUUAUCAGUCUGAAAGACAACGACAGUUUGGCUGCCCGUUUGGCGGUGGAAGUCUGCGCGGACCUGAUGAUUCUAAUGUCGGAUGUGGAUGGCCUCUACACAGGACCCCCAGAUGAGGAGGGGUCUCGUCUCCUCCACACGUACUGCCCAGAAGUGGACGAGACGGGGGUCAUCUUUGGAGAGAAGUCCAGGGUUGGUCUGGGUGGGAUGGAGUCUAAGGUGAGAGCGGCAUCCUGGGCUUUAGAUAACGGGACGUCAGUCGUCAUCUGCAAUGGACACGAGGAUCGAGCCAUCUACAACAUUGUGGCAGGCAAAAACGUGGGGACAUUUUUCACAAAGUCCAAGGUCCAGAGUGCACCGGUGGAAUUAAUGGCCAUGCAGGCGCGAGAAGGAGGCCGAGUUCUACAGACAACAACAGCCAAACAAAAACACCUCAUCAUUACCAAACUGGCAGAUCUUCUGUUGGAGAGGCAAAGAGACAUUCUUAAUGCUAACAGCAAGGACAUAGAAAUAGCCAACAGAUCAGGUCUGGAGCCUGCAUUGGUGUCCCGUUUAGUUCUCAGUGAGAGGAAGCUUCACACCCUGCAUGAAGGACUGAAACAGAUCGCCAAUCAGAGCUCGGAUAUCGUGGGUCGUGUAGUCAGGAGAACACUGCUGUCUGAUGGCCUUGAGCUCAAACAGGUCACAACCCCAAUAGGAGUUCUGCUAGUCAUUUUUGAGUCCCGUCCAGACUGUCUGCCUCAGGUUGCUGCACUUUCCAUCGCCAGUGGUAAUGGUCUGUUGUUGAAAGGAGGGAAGGAAGCAUACCAUAGUAACCAGAUUCUCCACUCAUUGGUCCAGGAAGCCCUGGAGCCUUUUGUUCCCAAAGAUACUGUUUCUUUGGUUAGUACGAGGGAGGAGAUCGAGUCCCUGCUGGUUUUAAAUGAAUACAUUGACCUGAUCAUUCCACGAGGAUCUAACGAGCUUGUCAGCAUGAUUCAGAAACAGAGCCAAGGGAUUCCUGUCCUAGGACACAGUGAGGGCAUAUGUCAUGUCUACAUCGACCAGAAUGUGGACAAGGAAAUGGCACUUAACAUAGUGCGUGAUUCUAAGACGGACUACCCAGCUGCCUGUAAUGCCGUGGAAACGAUACUGGUCAACAAGACGCACCUUAGGACGCCGCUUUUCGAGGAUCUGUUUGACAUGCUGAAAUCUGAGGGAGUGAAGAUCUUCUCCGGCCCCCGCUUGACCUCAGCUCUAAAGUUUGGCCCCCCGGCUGCCCACUCUCUGCACACAGAGUACGGAGACCUGUCCUUGACUGUAGAACUGGUGGACGAUGUUAAGGACGCAAUACGCCACAUCAACAAAUACAGCAGCAGUCAUACAGACUCCAUAGUGACCAGCGACAAUAAUGCAGCAGAAGUUUUCCUGAAGGGUGUGGACAGUGCGUGCGUUUUCCACAACACUAGCACUAGAUUUGCUGAUGGUUACAGAUUUGGUCUGGGGGCGGAGGUGGGAAUAAGCACAUGCAGAAUCCAUGCUCGGGGCCCAGUUGGGGUGGAGGGACUUUUGACCACAAAAUGGCUGAUUAAUGGGGAUGGUCACAUUGUGGAAAACUUCACUAAAGGAAAAAUGGAGUUUAUACACAAAUCAUUCCCAGUAUCGCAGGAAAUUUCACAGAAGGAAGAGGAGGAGAAUGUGGAACUCGAGGAUUAAAUCUCAUUGAUUGGUCAUUCAUGUUAUAAGGAUAGUCCUGAUUGGACAUCUUCUUAUUGGUCAAUGGUUGAGAUAGUUCUGAUUUGUCAUCUUUCAGAAAGGUUUUGAUUGGUCAUCAAGAGAAGUUUCCUUAUUUAAUUUUAAACAAUAUUUUAUUAUGUAUGAAACAUAAAUGGAUUAGGCAGCAGGCUUGCAGCCUAUAUAAGCCUUCUCCAAAAGAAGUUUCCUUAUUUGUGUAAUAGCUGAAUAUUACAUAUAUUUUCUUUGAAAUAAACAACAGAAUUUUAUUUAUUUAGUAUGAUGAUGUAGACCAUUGUAUUAUAAAGAAUGUGUUCAAAUGUACAUAUCACAGACUCUCUGAAUGAUCCGAUAAAGAAUGUUGCCUGAUGAGGAAACUCUGACAUACCCUGCAAAAUUGUCAUGAAUAAAAGUGAUCGGAUAUGUGUAAUAAAGUUGUUGUCUAAUGUAUCAAAAAUUUAAAGCUAUAUAGUGUAAAUUCACAAUAGAAAAAAAAUUAAAACUCUUCUGAGACUUGAAUUUAGAUCUGUAGUUUGCCAGCUGAAUGCCUUAAUUCACCAAGUUAGUCAGACAGGUGAUGAAUUGUGAACAUUUGAAUUUGAUUAAAAUCAAAAACAUUUUUUUUAUAUUUUAAUUUUACAAGUGUUUGUUUAGGGUUUAAGUUAUCAUUAGAUCUCAGGAGAGUCAAUGGCACUUGAUAUUUUGCUUAUCUGCAGUCACAAGAUACUAUAUAGUUUUGUAUGGAUAUAUUGACAAUUUCUACUCGUGGGUAAUUCAGCUCUUCUGUGUUUUGUUUCUUAGAAAAGGAAAAUGGUCAGCUGCAGUAUUAAAUUAUCUAUUACUACUGUAUUCAUAGAAGUUUAGUGAAAUGGAAAUGGUAGGGUUUUUCGGCAAGUAAGGAAAAUUCUGCAGGAGUAAAAGUGCCAAAUUUCCAAUCAGCAUUAAUUUUUAAGCAUUAAAUUUUGAUUGUGUAAAUGAAAAUCUUCUAAAAAUUAAGCAUCAACGUUUCAAACUUCCUUUCUGAGAAAAAUCAGGGAUUUAUAAAUCCUGAUGUCAAAAUUAUGUAGGAAAUGCAGCAGGUCAUUGGGAGUGCAAGUAUCAAGAAAUAUACAUAUUGUCUCGUUAGAAAAAGCUAUUGAUAAUAUAUAUGUUUCAUAUAUAUUUAUUUUGAGCGAUAAUGUUUAGAAGUGAAUGGUUGUCUUGUUAUUCUGGCAAUUUUGUCUAGUAUUAUGUGUACACAUGUUGUUAAUCUGACUAAUUAUAGAUCAGUUGUAAUUAUCCAUUCACUGCUUUUUAUUUUUUGUUGUUAAUCUGACUUCAAUUUUAGAUCUGGUGUAAUUAUUCAUACACUGCUUUUUAUUCAUUUUUUUAAUUUUUUUGUCAAUCUGACUUUGAUAAUAGAUCUGUUAUAAUUAUUCAUUCACUGAUUUUUAAUCUUUGUUGUCAAAAUCUAACUUUAAUUUUAGAUCUGUUGUAAUCAUGCAUACACUGCUUUUUAUUUUUUGUUGUUGUCAAUAUGACUUAAAUUUUAGAUCUGUUGUAAUUAUUCAUACACUGCUUUUUUAUUUUGUGUUGUCAGUCUUGAUCUAAUUGUAAUUAUAGAUAUGUUGUAAUUAUUCAUACACUGCUUGUUAUGCAACGAGACCAAAUAUCACUACUUUCCAUGAUUCAUGAAAAUGAAUGAAUUUAAAAACUCAAUAGAAAAAAGGUUGAAAAUUCAUCCGAUGACUUUCAUAUAAAUAUUCUUAUUGAUGAGGUAUUAUAUAUUUGUUAUUCUGAUAUACCCACAAGGAGCAGAGUACAUGUACUUAAAUAAAUUCUUUGUACAGCU
Messenger RNA from Ostrea edulis (European flat oyster), 4600 nucleotides. RefSeq names its product delta-1-pyrroline-5-carboxylate synthase-like. The coding region runs from base 319 to 2751 and encodes 810 amino acids. The transcript is spliced from 16 exons. Gene Ontology annotation, molecular function: ATP binding; glutamate 5-kinase activity; glutamate-5-semialdehyde dehydrogenase (NADP+) activity. Gene Ontology annotation, cellular component: mitochondrion; cytoplasm. NCBI's taxonomy places the organism in Eukaryota, Metazoa, Mollusca, Bivalvia, Ostreida, Ostreidae. The record is from RefSeq and is a predicted model, not a curated record.